Trypanosoma cruzi is the source of this 1320-nucleotide messenger RNA. RefSeq lists its product as uncharacterized. The record is from RefSeq and is a predicted model, not a curated record. Bases 1 to 1320 code for a protein of 439 amino acids. The transcript has a single exon. Lineage: Eukaryota; Euglenozoa; Kinetoplastea; Trypanosomatida; Trypanosomatidae.
AUGGCAGAGGCAGCACGCACCGUGCGUCACUACGUUAGUGACUGCCUGCAGGAACGGCACCCGUACGAUGCCAAGAAGGCUUUUGCCGGUCGUCCAGAGCGUGACCGAGGGCUGGUGUACAGUGGGAUGCAGCCGCUUAGCACGGACAACUGGAUUGACAGCCUCAGCGACCCCACCGUGGGCAACGCACAGCGUGUGAGGGCACUACGUCUUCUUAUUGCUCACUCUGCCUCUCAAGAAGUGAAAAUAACCCUGCUGCGUAAGGGAAUUGUGCCCGCUGUUGUUGCGGCUCUGAACAAUGCGUCAUCCGCAGAAUUUGAGCGUCAAGCAUUCAGCUUGAUGCGAUCACUUUGUGUACUUCCGCAAGGAUGCCGCAGUGUCAUGGAAGAAGGCGGAUUAGAAGCUGCGAUUCGUUCGAUGCACGAUCGCUCCAACUCUGAGGAGCGUGAAGGUGCGAGAACGAUGGCAGUAAUGGUCCUAUAUCAGAUCAGCUUUAACACGGCAGGUGUUCGUUGGUUAAUGGAGGCCGAUGUACCACCUGGAUUUGAGUUACUAGACGCUCCCAUUGGUUCCUCAACGCUUGUAGUGACUAAGGAAGAUGUAAUUGCAGCCCUUGUUUUUGUUAUUGAAAAUGAUACCCAAACUUUGUCUGAUAUAUUGCUUUACGCCGUCACCUCGCUCGCACAGUUGACGGCACUGACGGAGGGUAUUUUUGCUUCGCUACAGGGCAAUGCUGCUGCUGCGGCUAGCUCCCUUUUCCGCACCUACACUAUGGAGACCUCCUGGCUGGUAGAGGAAGAGAAAAUACGGCUUGUGAUGCAACUUCUCACAGUUAUUUGGAAUAUUUCUCUCGAGCAAACUGGUGUGGAUCAUUUAGAUGAGCUCGGCGUUCCAGACGAUCUUUUCCGGCUUUUCGCUGUUGUUUAUAAAAGUCCCAUCUGGUUGUUUGGUUCACUGUUCCGUGCCUUGACUGGGGCACUAUCCGCGGUCUACAAACUUCUCUCCGUGAAGAUGCGGAGCUUGGAGCCUCUUGACGGUGAAUAUUCCCGCAUCGAGGUCCUUUACAAAUUUCUUCGAAGUAUCAACAGAGACGUGAGCAUGGCAAAGCAUGCGAAGCGGGAGCCACAUCCUGACCUGGUAGCCAUUUCAAAGAAUAUGGUGCUGUGCACACAUUUUGCGGCGGAGGUGAAGGCCGUUCGUGACUUUACGCACAAUUAUUUAAAAGAAAUGGACAGAGAUGGCAGCACAGAGGGAUUCUACUUUCGACGUCAACUGUUUUACUCCACCAAGUGGGAGGAGGAGUUUGAUGCUUCCGUGUAG